This is a messenger RNA of Odontomachus brunneus, 6155 nucleotides long. It is a transcript of the gene ClC-a, whose product is annotated as chloride channel protein 2. The transcript is spliced from 14 exons. Gene Ontology annotation, biological process: transmembrane transport; chloride transport. The record is from RefSeq and is a predicted model, not a curated record. Gene Ontology annotation, molecular function: voltage-gated chloride channel activity. Gene Ontology annotation, cellular component: membrane. NCBI's taxonomy places the organism in Eukaryota, Metazoa, Arthropoda, Insecta, Hymenoptera, Formicidae. The coding region runs from base 1748 to 4582 and encodes 944 amino acids.
CGCUCGCGAAGCGCGCGAGCUCGCCGCGGUCGUCACGGAUCUCGACGCGUCGCGUCAUCGUCGGGUCAGUACGAAUAACGCGUGUCUUUUGACAGAAAAAAGCCGCACCGCGCGAAACAAACAAGGUGCGCGGCAACGUACCGGAGCUGCCGUGAUUUUCCUCACGUGCGAGUAACGCGGGAAGGCACCUCGGAGAUUAAUCCGAACCCUCCUCAUUUGCUCGCCGGGAUUUCUGACAUACGGGAUUCAGCCGAGUAAGGAAUUUUAUUUUCGUCUCGUCAAUGAGAAAUUCACGGGAGCAAGCGCGAACGAAAGGCACAGAAGGCCUACAAGUCCGGGAGUUUGACGUGUACUUUGGCCCUUAUUCUGAACUGUCUUUUAACGAUGAAAGUGCUGCUAAGUGUGCUUACAAACCAGUCGGAAGACUCACAAGUCACAGAAUAAGGACCUAUGUUUCAAUACGGCUUGAAUACGACGCAUCACAGAACGUAGUCAAUGGUCCAAUGAGAAAACUUGUUUUGGAUUCAUUUCCAGAAGUUAAAUUCUCUUAUUGGGCUGUUGGUUACGUUCUGAAAUGCAUUGAAGAAGAAGUGUUCAAAUCAUAUUAAGAUCAUUCAAGCAGAGCAGAAAAUCACGAUAACAUUAACCCUCAAACGACAAGGUAAAAUUAUGGAACAUAAACAACGAUAUCAAGGUAGGCCAUGUAUAAUCCCAACGUUUCUUGAGUUUAUUUUUUUCUUUUACAUAUUAAAAUUAGGAUAAAUCAACAAUAAUUUGACAAAAGAACAUAUUUUUUUAUUGUAUAAGAAUAUUCGUCCCUGCCUUGUCGUUUGAGGAUUUAAAAUGACGAGAAAAUGAUCGAAUCGAUUAAAAAGUGAAUUUUUUAGUCAUUUCCUUGUUUUAUUUUGACGUGAUUUCUUGUUCUGCUUGGGUGAGACUCACACUGUGAACUUUUAUCGCUGAAACGCCUCUAAAAGCGGACUACAAGCCUUCUGAUUGGCCACUUUUGGAGACUACUUUUAGCGGCAAAAAAAAGUCCAGAAUAUGAGCCCGAGUGGGACCAUGUUCGACGUCAUUCGUCCUUGCCUCGCGAGUCGCGCGCGCUUCUCGAAGGCGCGUGAAGUUCACACGUUAUCUUCGUCAUCGAUCAUCACUAUCGAUUGUGCGCUCGAGCUCGGCGCUUUUCGGCAGAGCCGCCUACCAGUCGAACGUUAAUCGCGCGCCUAUCGUGACGAGCGUGUUUCGCGUCCGCGAAACGUCCCCCGGAGUCAAUAUUUACCAGCUCGAAAGUCCACGCGCGAGCGCGCGUGACGUAAAAGCAAUCGCGGUCGCGCGCCGGCUCCUGGCGAGGUGCAGUUGCCGUCGUAACACCCUCUUCGCCGCCGGCGCGUUUUGUUAUCGGACGGCGCGAGUUCAUCGCGAACAGCGGUCGGUGUUUGCACAUUCCGAGAUUCUCGAGAGAGAGAGACUCCUCGAGAUCGACGACGACGCCAGGCGUCCCGACCAAGUGUGCCGUCGACGAGACGCCGCGGCAAGAGGUGAGAACGAGUAGGCAGAGGAAGAAGAUGAAGAAGAAGGAGACUGGACGCAUUUAACGGUCAAUUGUGCUCCAAACGUUCAUCCAGCCUGGAUUUGUCCGCGGCUUCUGUCCACCUUCGAUAGAACCCUUUCUCCACGCAUCUCGUCGCCGACAGCGAACCAUCUCCGAGUCGUUCCUCGCUCUGCGCCCACGGGGAAGGAAGUCAGGAUGGAGUCGCGGCAGGAGGAAUAUGGACUGGGGUACCAGAACACUUUGAUGUAUGGCCGCUACACGAAGGACCUGGGUGAGUACGCGAAGGAAGAGGCACGGCGGCUCAAAUACCACGAGAAGGCGAGGCGGAAGUAUGACAAGACGCGGGCCGAGGAACUGCGGAAGUCCAGGCGGGGUCCUUUGUGCAGGAAGCUGCUGGCCCUGUUGGCCUUCGCCUGGAAGCACACCGGCGCCCGGCUAGGCGAGGACUGGGUCUUCCUGGCUCUUCUCGGCAUCAUCAUGGCUCUCAUCAGUUACGCCAUGGACCGCGGCAUCUCCAUGUGCAACAACGCCAGGAUAUGGCUCUAUCACGAUCUCACGACGCAUCCGGCCCUCCAGUAUCUGGCCUGGGUCUCCUUGCCAAUGUGCCUGAUCCUCUUCAGUGCCGGCUUCGUGCAUAUAGUCGCGCCACAAAGCAUCGGUUCCGGCAUCCCGGAAAUGAAGACCAUUCUUCGCGGUGUAGCGUUGAAGGAAUACUUGACUUUCCGCACCCUAAUCGCUAAGGUGAUCGGCUUGACGGCGACCUUAGGAUCGGGGUUGCCGCUCGGCAAGGAGGGUCCGUUCGUGCACAUCGGCAGUAUCGUCGCGACCCUCCUCUCCAAACUGGUCACGAGCUUCCAGGGCAUCUACGAGAACGAGAGCAGGAACUGCGAGAUGUUGGCGGCCGCCUGCGCCGUCGGCGUCGCCUCCUGCUUCGCGGCGCCAAUCGGCGGCGUGCUCUUCAGCAUCGAAGUCACCACGGUGUACUUCGCUGUGAGAAACUAUUGGAGGGGUUUCUUCGCGGCGGUAUGCGGCGCCACGAUGUUCCGUCUACUGGCGAUCUGGUUCCAGCGCGAAGAGACCAUCACGGCAAUGUUCGCCACCAACUUCACCAUGGACUUCCCCUUCGACCCGCAGGAGCUCUUCGUCUUCGCUCUGAUCGGCGUCGGCAGCGGCUUGGGUGGCGCUUUCUACGUCUGGUUGCAUCGCCAAUACGUCAUCUUUAUGCGGAAGAACAAAAGCAUGAACAACUUCCUGCAGAAGAACCGCUUCCUCUAUCCCGGCAUCGUGUCGCUUUUGGUGUCGUCCGUGUCGUUUCCACUGGGACUCGGCCAGUUCAUGGCCGGCGAUCUGAAUACUCACGAUCAGGUUUACGGGCUGUUCACCAAUUUCACUUGGACGAAGAAGAACCUCGUCGCGGAGGAAAUGAACAUCGUGAAGCACUGGUCGACUCCGUAUACCGACGUCUUCAGCGGUCUCCUCGGUUUCGUCCUAUUCACCUUUAUCUUCUCCAUCAUAAGCUCCACGGUACCGGUACCGUCCGGGAUCUUCAUUCCUGUCUUCAAGAUCGGCGCCGCGCUCGGCAGAGCGGUAGGAGAAGCUAUGGCUCUCUGGUUCCCCACCGGUGUGCGCUACGGCGGAAUAAUUACGCCCAUUAUACCAGGUGGAUACGCGACAGUGGGCGCGGCCGCAUUCUCCGGCGCGGUGACGCACACAAUAUCCGUCAGUGUCAUCAUCUUCGAGAUGACCGGUCAAAUCACCCACAUCGUGCCCAUCAUGAUAGCGGUGCUAAUUAGCAACGCGAUCGCCGCGCUUCUGCAACCGAGCAUUUACGACAGCAUCAUCCUCAUCAAGAAGCUGCCAUAUCUGCCCGAUCUGCUGCCGUCCAGUUCAGGAAUGUACAACGUUUACGUCGAGGACUUCAUGGUUCGCGACGUGAAGUACAUAUGGCACGGUAUCUCGUAUCAAAAGUUGAAGGAGAUACUGAAGGAGAAUCGCAAGCUUCGCGGAUUUCCGCUGGUGGAUAAUCCAGACUCGAUGAUUCUGCUCGGCUCGAUUCAAAGGCUGGAACUGAUCAAGCUCAUCGAGAAGCACAUCGGCCGUGAGAGGAGAUUGCAGGUCGCGCAAAAAUGGCACAAGGAAGCGGAGGAAAGGGCGCGCGAGGAAAUGGAACGGCAGCUACGCGAACAAGAGAGAACCAGGAGGCCCUCGAGAUUCGAGGUCAUACCGGCACCAGACAUUCUCAAGAUGCAGCGGCAGAGUGUUAAUGAUCUAACGAUGUCGGCAAACAACGGCGGCGCUCCCGAUCAUCAUACCUUCCACUCGCCGGUAUUCGGCUCGCAACCGAAGAAGUCUAUCUUGAAGAAGACGAAUUCCUUCACACUGAAGGGUUUCAGUCCGUUGGUCAGUCCGGCGGUAACACCUUACACAACUGUUACAGGCGCAGAAAGCAGGAUACGCCUGGCAUUCGAAGCAAUCUUCCGCAAGUCUGCCACGUUACAGGACGUAGACCCUGAUCCAGACUUAGGCACAGGCGGUGGUACCAGACGCGAAAGUCAAGAAGCUCUGAACGUGCCGCCUCAUACACCCAUGUUAGCACCCAGUCCGGCAACUUCGAAGAAAGUACAAUUGCCUCGAGAGAGGGUGAUCGACAUGUCGGCGGAGGAUCAGAAACGGUGGGAGGAAAGCGAGAUGGCACUCGAGGUGGACUUCUCGAGAUGUCACAUCGACCCGGCGCCGUUCCAGCUAGUCGAGAGAACGUCCUUGUUGAAGGUCCACAGUCUGUUCAGCAUGGUUGGCGUCAAUCACGCUUAUGUGACGGCUAUAGGAAGGCUGGUCGGCGUCGUUGCGUUAAAAGAGCUGAGGAAAGCGAUCGAGGACGCGAACGCCGGGAUCCUGCCCAUGCAUUCCGAGUUGCAUAUCGGCGUGUCGGACUCCAGCUUGGCGAAGAGCGAGACGGACACGGAGAGCAAAAACGUCAACACGAUUAUCACCAUCAAUUCCGUAGACAGCGAGAAGGUGGAUAAAGUUUGAGAUAGAGCCGAGUCGAGCCGAGAUGAGACAAGUAGAAACAUAUUGUGAUAGCCAUGUCCUGCCGCUUCUGCGACGUGGCCCGAACGAAAAUGCGAGAGAGCAGUGUUUCAUCGAUUUCUCUUCCCUUCCUUUCGUGAUUGUUCCUUCCGCGAUUCGGGCGACGAGCCACGAGCGAUCGCGCAACGACAAUUAACUCUCAAACACUUCUCUCGUACUUAAGUCUAAGGUGAACGAAAGUUAAACGCCAAGGAAAGACGCGAGUGUGUAAGUAUAGUAUUAUCGUGGCGACUUCCUCGGGACUUCCUAUUCAGUUCUAACGUAACUAAUUGACGAUUGAUAUUAAUAGUGUGAUCCGUUGCCCGCAUCUGCGCGCAAACACUAUCGUGCCGGAUGCAUGUUUACGCUACGUCGAGAUUAGUAGAAUUUGUACAUUUGUUAAGAUAAUGUGCAUGCAUAUGUAUAUUAACACGUCGGCACCGGCAAUAUCGGUGUUCGGGACAGUCAUUUUAUCAGAGAACGGAGCAAAAAUCGCACGCUGUGCCGAGCGCCAGAGCGAGUCGUAUUCGGGCUGCGAAUUGCGCGAGAACUCGCAGCGUUGACGUGCGAGAUUCACGGACGAGAGCGCGCAUUCACAAGAAGAUGCUGUGAGACAUGAGUCUACUAUUACUAUGUAAGCCAUAACUAUAAGCCAAUACCGAUAAACGCAAGCUUUGACGGCGCGAAAGUAACUCAAAGUGCCAAAAGCGGCGACACAAUACGAUUCCGAUGGAACGCGUAAUUCACGUGUUGCAAGCUCAUCAUUUAGGAUUACUUCUACGCCAAAUGGUCCCUCAGCUAGUAAUCGUUUUGCUAUGGUUGUGCCACACUAUUAUUUAUUAAUAUGUGAUUGUUAAUUAUUGUUAUUUAAGUAUGCGAGGCAAUGAAAUACCAGAUCGAACAUGGCGAGGAAGCACGGAAGAUUCUUUUUCGUCCUGCAAGGCUCUUAAUUAUUCGAAAACGAAGGUGAAAAAUAAUAUCCCACCUAUCUUUUCGGUGAGCAUUGAUUUUCAGUAACGCACUUAUUAGUUUAGAAUUCAUUAUAGGAUCAGUCAAGUACGGUCGUAUGUGUGUGUCGUAUGGUUCUCAUCUAAAAGUGUGAUUGAGAAUUCGGUGGAUACUUUGGAUAAACAGAAUUUGAAAUACGCGUGCAACAGAAUGAAGAGUAUCUUCUUGCUUGACUCACAAUGUUAGAUAAACAGUUAGAAAGUUAGAUAGAAGAUUACGCAUAUCGCAAUUAUUAUUCUGAUAAGCUCGUUAAGUAAUCCAGACGAUGUUGUUUUUACUGGACCUUGCAUUGUUACGGUCGGUAAGCCCAGAGCAGCUAACGUCGUUUUAAUAUUCCGCUCCAUUGAGUUGACUGCGAGAGUCAUCGGCAACGCCCGAAGUAUAUAUUUCACAUUCCACAGGACUAGAUCUUCAUCAUGCUAGAUUGUAUAUUUAUUACGUCAGAAUUGUAUGCGAUGACAUCCCGUUCGUCGAAUGUAAAUACACCGCACGUUGUGAGGAAAAGACAUUAAAUAAUUUAUUACGUUUA